GUGGUGGGCUGCGGGAACUCGGAGCUGAGCGAGCAGAUGUACGACCUGGGGCUGUGCGAAGACGUGGUGAACAUCGACAUCAGCGACGCCGUCGUCCGUCAGAUGCGAGAGCGGAGCGGCAGCAAGAGGCCCAAGAUGAGCUACCUGGUGAUGGACGUGCUUCAGAUGGACUUCCCUGAUGGCCACUUCCAGGUGGUCCUGGACAAAGGCACGCUGGAUGCCGUCCUCGCCGAUGAGGAGGAGGCCACUCUAGCCAAGGUGGACAAGAUGUUUGCUGAGAUCAGCCGGGUCCUGCAGGUCGGAGGGCGUUACCUCUGCGUCUCCCUGGCUCAAGCCCACGUGCUGAAGAAAGCGGUGGAGUACUUCUCACAGGCAGGCUGGGUCGUGCGUGUCCAUCAGGUGGCCGGCAGUGGGGACAAACAGCAGUUUGUCCUACCCGUCUUUGUCUACGUCAUGACAAAGUUCAGGAAGAUCCCCGGCUCGGCGUCGCAGAUCCUGGAGAUCUGCCCCGAGGAGCAGGACAAGCCUCUGCGGGUGGAGAGUGCGGAGCAGCUGGUGGCGGCGGUGAAGGACAGGCAGCAUUACGCCCUGCUCUGCAGCCAGCUGAGCAAAACCCCCUGCGGGGAGCAGCUUUCCCUGGAUCUGUGUGACAGGGAGAGCGGGAGGCCUCGCUACACGCUGCACGUGGUCGACAGUCCCUCGGUGAAACCUUCCCGGGACAAUCACUUCGCCAUCUUCAUCAUCCCACAGGGCAGAGAAACCGAGUGGCUCUUUGGGACGGAGGAAGGACGGAGGCAGCUGGCCACGAGUGCGGGCUUUGGGCGCCUGGUCACCGUGGCCCUGCACAGGGAGCAGCACUAUGAGGGCAUGGCCGGCAUCCAGGCGGAGCUGCUGGGGAAGGUGAUGGAGCUGGCCCCGCCCGGCCUCCCUGCCCGGCAGCAGGUGCCCUUCCUGUCCGUCGGAGGGGACAUCGGGGUGCGGACGGUGCAGCACCGCGACACCAGCACCCUGAGCGGGGAGUACGUCGUGGAGGACGUGAAGGGGGACGGCACCUGCUACUUCCGCCGCCUCAUCUUCCUCAACGUGGUGCAGUCGGAGGCUCGGCUCCUGGCCCCUGCGCCUCUCCCAGGCCAGAAGAAACGGCGGAAGGACAAGAAGAAACCCAGCGCUGCUGAGCCACCUGCACCAGCCACAAGAGCUACCGACAAGAGCUACCUGUGCUGUGAGCACCACAAAGCCAUGGUCGCGGGGCUCUGCCUGCUGGGGGGCCCCGAUCCCCUCCCAGGAGCCCUGCUGGCAGUGCUGGUGGUGGGGCUCGGGGUGGAGAUCGACCCCUCCAUGCUGGAGGUGGCCACGCGCUGGUUUGGCUUCGCCCAGGGCAACCGGAUGCGGGUGCACGUCUCCGAUGGCCUGGACUACGUAGCAAAGCUGGCGGCUGAAGCCCCGGCCCAGUACGAUGCCAUCAUGUUCGAUGUGGACAGCAAAGACCUCACGGUGGGGAUGAGCUGCCCACCCCCAGCCUUCGUGGAAAAGGCCUUUUUGCAGAAAGUUAAAACCAUCCUCAAGCCAGAAGGAGUCUUCGUGCUCAACUUGGUGUGCCGUGACGCCCGGCUGAAGGAGUCUGUCCUGGCCACCCUCGGGGAGGUCUUCCCGCUGCUCUACGCGCGCCGUAUUGACGGGGAGGUCAACGAGAUCCUGUUCUGCCAGCCCAGCCCUGAGGGUCGGCAGGACCCCACCGAGCUGGGGGCACGUGCCCGGGUGCUGGAGAGGUCCCUGCGGCAGCCUGGGCGCCCCUGGGACAGCUCGUAUGUGCUGGCAGACAUGCUGCAGGCCGUCGAGAUCCUUUGA
Opisthocomus hoazin is the source of this 1848-nucleotide messenger RNA. The record is from RefSeq and is a predicted model, not a curated record. Lineage: Eukaryota; Metazoa; Chordata; Aves; Opisthocomiformes; Opisthocomidae.